Nerophis lumbriciformis (worm pipefish) is the source of this 3647-nucleotide messenger RNA. RefSeq names its product dipeptidyl peptidase 4-like. Gene Ontology annotation, cellular component: plasma membrane. Gene Ontology annotation, biological process: proteolysis. NCBI's taxonomy places the organism in Eukaryota, Metazoa, Chordata, Actinopteri, Syngnathiformes, Syngnathidae. The record is from RefSeq and is a predicted model, not a curated record. Gene Ontology annotation, molecular function: dipeptidyl-peptidase activity; serine-type endopeptidase activity.
GGAUCCUGUUGUCAUUUCUUUCCAAAACAUAUCCUGACUGUUCUUUAAGUCAUGGUCUCCAUUGCCACGGUGGUCCUUGGUGUCUCUGGACUGGCCAUCGUCGUUGUUCUCAUCACGGUGCCCACUGUCAUUUAUUUGAAGGAGGAGCAGGAUGGAACCGAAGACAGGGCAUCCUUUACAUUGAUGGAUGUCUUCAACAGUUCCCUCAAACCCAGGACUUACAGCAUGAGGUGGAUCUCAGACGACGAGUAUCUACAGAAGCGACAAGGCUCCGUCUAUCUCUAUAAUGUGGCCACAGGAGAGUCCUCCAUGUUCAUCAGCAGAGACCAAUUUAAUGAAAAAGGCGCUUCUGACUACCAGCUUUCCGCUAACCGCAGAUAUGUGGCAUUUAUGAGCAACCGCACCAAGCUUUGGAGGCAUUCAUUUACGGCUUCAUAUUCAAUCUACGAUCGGACUUUGGACAAAUUCUUGGAAGAUUCUGACCUUGCUCAAGAAGUCCAGUAUUUGGCAUGGGCUCCUGAAGGCAACAAACUGGCUUUUGUUAGGGAAAAUAAUGUGUACAUAAAGACCAGCCCAGAUUCACGGGUCCAGCAAGUUACAUUUAAUGGCAAGGAGAACCACAUUUUAAAUGGAAUUCCAGAUUGGGUGUAUGAAGAGGAGAUGUUCUCAUCCAACCAGGGACUCUGGUGGUCCCCGGGAGGAAAAUAUGUGUCCUACGUCGAAUUCAACGAUACAGAGGUCCCUUUCGUAGAAUACCCCUGGUAUGGGGAUAGUCAGUACCCCAGAACGGUUUCCAUCCCAUAUCCAAAGGCAGGUUCCCCCAACCCAGUCGUGAGACUAUUUGUUGUAGACACAGACAAUACAACCCAUAUUAGCAAAGUUCACGUUCCAGAACUCUUCCGCUCAAGCGAUCAUUACUUAGCCACCGUGACCUGGGUAACAGACCAGCGCCUUGCUGUCCAGUGGCUAAAGAGGGUCCAGAAUCACCUUAUCCUUCAGAUCUACGACUUCAAUGGCUCCACUUGGCUCCCUGUUGAGCAUCUGGACGUGCAAAGCCCCUCUGGCUGGAUUGGACGGUUUUCGCCACCAGAUCCAGUUUUUGCUGAAGAUACGAAGAGCUUUUAUUUGCUGAUGAGUGACACUAAAGGCUACAAACACAUCCAUCAUGUAGUUGAGGGCAACGCCACAGCGAUCACCGCAGGAGAAUGGGAAGUUAUUGACAUUCAAAAAGUAACUGCAGAUACUGUUUAUUACUCCAGCAACCAAGAGGGUGGAAAACCCGGAGGAAGGAACGUUUACAGGUGGACCAAGGCAGAGGUCCAGUGUCUGACGUGUAAUUUAAGCAGGGACAACUGCCAGUAUAACUCUGCUUAUUUCAGUCACAAUGCAUCAUUUUACCUCAUGAGCUGCAGAGGUCCUGGUGUCCCUUACAGUUCACUUGUGGAUAACCGGGAUGGCACUGAGCUGAAGCGUUUGGAGGAUAACAAUGAAUUCAUCCAGCUGAUAUCUCACAUCCAAAUGCCAACCAUGCGUCGCGGCACUGUCAAGGUUGCUGGAUACAAUCUCUGGUACCAAAUGUUUUUGCCACCAGGCUUUGAUGAGUCUAAGAAGUACCCUUUAUUGCUGGAUGUGUAUGCUGGUCCCUGCAGCCAAAAGGUUGACUUUCUCUACAGGGUGAGCUGGUCCACCUACCUGGCCAGCGAGGAGAAAGUCAUCGUGGCCAGCUUUGAUGGUAGAGGCAGUGGUUACCAAGGCGACAAGCUAAUGCACGAAAUCUAUAAACAUCUGGGAACCUAUGAGGUGGAAGAUCAGAUAACGGCAGCCAGGGAAUUCAUCAAAAUGGGAUUUAUUGACAAAGAAAGAGUUGCCAUAUGGGGAUGGUCUUAUGGCGGCUAUGUGGCAUCCAUGGCUUUGGGAUCUGGAAGUGGUGUCUUUAAAUGUGGGAUGGCAGUUGCUCCAGUCUCCAAAUGGGAAUAUUAUGAUUCCAUCUACACCGAGAGGUACAUGUUGACGCCAGCUGACAAUCCUGUGGCCUACGCAAAUUCAACAGUAACUGCACGGGCCAAGAACUUCCAUUCAGUGCAGUAUCUUCUAGUUCAUGGAACAGCUGAUGACAACGUUCAUUUCCAGCAAGCAGCUGAGAUAUCAGAAGCUUUGGUAGAAGAGCAGGUGGACUUUGAAGCUAUGUGGUACACUGACAAGGACCACGGGCUGGGUGGUCCUGCUAAUCAGCAUGUCUACACCCACAUGAGUCACUUCCUACAAAGGUGCUUUGCAUGAAGUCCUCGGAUCAACGCAACUCCUGUACAUCACGCAUGAAGCAGAUUGUAUACUGUAUGUGCAACAAGGCUCAGUCUAUAAUGUCAUGGUAAUGAUGAAUAGUCAUCACUAUAGUCAUGCUAUACAUUUACAUAUCGAUCAACAAAACCAAUUUUAGCAACAUUUUGCAAAUCACAUACUUCACAUCCCAGCAAGCACAAGACAUUGAAACAUCGUUGAGAACUUGUUGAAUUAGAUUCUGCCGUCAAUGUUGGGUUCUGAUGUUGAUUUGAACAUUAGAUUCUGGUAAUUUCCCAACCAACAACGUAGCACCAACGUUAGACAACGUUGUCUCAAUUUACAAAUACAACUUUUUUGCAACGUUGCUUCUAAGUCAGUUUUAAAGGACAUUACACUGACACGAUUCCUACCACAAACAAUGACGCUUUACCUUAAAGUCUAACUUCCUGUCACUUCUUGAUGAAUUUAUGACUACACUAUUGGACAAUCUGAAACGUGGAGGCAGGAUCUGGUUUGUAUUGGCUCGAGUCUUUCUAAAGACAUGUCUAUCAUUGAGAGCACACAACCAGCCAUACACACACGGUUAUUAGAAAAUAUCAAUAUUCAUCAUUUGUGACAAAAUGUCUUAUUUAGUGUCAAACAAGUACACAAGUUAGAAAUAUCUUAUUUUCUUAACUUGGACAAAAAAAGUUGAUUAACACCAAUAAAUGUUCUUUCAUGGGGUGUGUAAAAAUGUCAGUUAUAACGUUGCUAUAUUUUAUUUUGAUAACUGCAUUCUUUGUAUGGGUAAUCACAUGUUUGUAUCAUUGACUUUACACUGAAACCACAUAUUUCCAAAGGGCAUGUUGAAUCUAAAUUCACAUUUCUUUCAUUUGACAAACAUUUAAAUUCCACAGUUUUUACUUGGUCUAAAAAGCAUGCACACAAAUGUACUUUUUUUCAGAUCAACAACUUCUAGGUGAACAUUUACAAUAUUUGGAUACAUUUUUUCGAGAAACAUGUUGUAGGGCUGAGGUUGAAUAAUAAACAUAAUGGUGGUCAAUAUUGUAGUAUCAAUGGCUAAACACACUCCAAAACUUUGAAGCUUUAACCAGUCAAUUAAGUACAUGACAAGUUAUGUCCUACUGGAAAAACUGACUUUUGUUACCAGAGGGAGGACAGAGGACUUUGAGACAUAGAAACCUUUACCAGAGUAUUUUAGGCAAUGGGUGUACAUCCACCCACAUGCCUUAAUAGAAAUGUGGAGUUUUGUGUCUUUUUUUUCAUUUUUUUUUCUGUCAUUUCUAAAAACCUGAAUAAAGAUGCUGUAAAAAGUUACAUUAGUCAUCCUUCCAUUUCCUAUUGCUUGUCCAGUUUAGGGUCACAGG